Molecule: messenger RNA, 717 nt
Organism: Penicillium verhagenii
Lineage: Eukaryota; Fungi; Ascomycota; Eurotiomycetes; Eurotiales; Aspergillaceae
Exons: 2
Coding region: 1-717 (238 amino acids)
Source: RefSeq, a predicted model, not a curated record
AUGAGCUCGGAUCGUCAGCCAAAGUAUCGUCAGGAGAUUCAGCAGACGGACAACACUGAGGGCAAGGAAUAUUUGUGCAUUGUUUCCGAAAACACACGAACCUUGAGCUCUCCCAUGGAAAUUCUUGCCGACUCUAUGCAAACCGAUCCUAUGGCCACCUCCCUGUGUGAUACUGAUACUUCCGGAUACGACUCCGGAUACGACGCGGAUGUGGAAAGCCAAACGGAGACCCACAUUUCUCAACGAAGACGCUUUCGCAAAUUCCGGUCUUCAGCCUACAAAGGACUGUUUCGCGAUUCCACUGGCAAGUUAAUUGAAGGCAGUGGUUCACCUCUUCCAGGUUCCGCUAGUCUCAUUGCCCAUCAUUGCGGUGUGAAUCCUCUUGCGACAGACAAUAAAGAUAAUGCGGAUCAUUACGAUGCUUCGGAUAGCGAUGGCGAUAGCGACUCCUCGGAGUUUUGGCGCUCCUCUCCUAUCGCAGCUGAUGACAUAUCAAUCGAUCAAGAUCCCGCCAAUGAAGACCCCGCCAAUGAAGACCCCGCCAAUGAAGAACCUGCCAAUGAAGAACCUGCCAAUGAAGAACCUGCCAAUGAAGAACCUGCCAAUGAAGAACCUGCCAAUGAAGAACCUGCCAAUGAAGAUGCAGCCGAGCAAGCUGCAGCUGAUGAAGUUGACCAAGAAACUGAUGACAACUUUCGGAAGACGAUUGAUGGUUAA